Molecule: messenger RNA, 381 nt
Organism: Cydia amplana
Lineage: Eukaryota; Metazoa; Arthropoda; Insecta; Lepidoptera; Tortricidae
Product: ribonuclease kappa-like
Exons: 2
Coding region: 25-354 (109 amino acids)
Source: RefSeq, a predicted model, not a curated record
GUUAUUGUUAUAUUGCAGGUAAUAAUGGGUGUAUUAUACAGGGUUGAAUCCCUAGGUUUAAUCGAGGAUACUGAAGCGCAUGAGUUCGUGGAUACCCAAGACUUUAUAAAACACACGAAAAAGAACUAUGAAACUGUAUGUAUGUCACAAGGAAGAAAUUUAUUCAUCUCAGUGUCGACAAACUGCUUCAUCGCCGCUGCUAUUUACGUACUGAUACUGGGCUGUUCUUUCCUGUGCAUCCACAAGGCGAAUAAAAAAGCGAAACUAAAAGAGGCUAAACUGCUAGAUGACAAGUUAAGCUGCACAGUCGAAGUCGUUGAGUUAACGGAGAAGCAAAAGAAAAAGAUCACGUAGGAAGCUGGCCUUAUCUUUUAUGGCGCA